Mangifera indica (mango) is the source of this 1588-nucleotide messenger RNA. RefSeq names its product protein RETICULATA-RELATED 4, chloroplastic-like. Bases 190 to 1404 code for a protein of 404 amino acids. The transcript has 8 exons. Lineage: Eukaryota; Viridiplantae; Streptophyta; Magnoliopsida; Sapindales; Anacardiaceae. The record is from RefSeq and is a predicted model, not a curated record.
GUCAUUCCAUUCAUAAGAUUACAUGGAGUGGGUGAAGACCAAAGGAAAAACUCUCUUCUUCUCAGUCGGGCGGAGUUCCCAACAACGCCAGCUAAACCUAACUUCAACGUCAACUUCUUCAUUAACCCCUCUCGUCUCUCACAACAGCCACCGUCACCUCGGCUGCCAUUACAAUUUACAACAACAAUAAUGUCCAUUGCCGCCUGCUUCUUUGCUUCGACUGUUUCCCUUCCCAACAACUACAACAACAUCAAUAACUUCACCCCAAAACUCAUCCUCCGCCGUCCAUCUCCCCUCCUUCUCCCCCACCACCUCCACCUCCACCUCCCCCUCCCCCACGCCGGCAUCACCGCCUCGACCAAAACUACCUCCCCUUUUCUUGUCUUCUCCUCUGGAGGCGACGGUAACAACAGCAUUAACAACAACAACGACAACAACAAUAAUAAUAACAAUGGUGGCAAUGGUGGCAAUGGGGAGGGUGGAGGAGAGGAUGCGGGAGGCAAGAACGUGGAGGAGGCGAUGAUGGUGUUGGCGGAGGCUGAGAGGUCGUUGGAGAGCCUGCCGAAGGACUUGGCAGCGGCGAUCGGAGAUGGGAGAAUCCCCGGGGCGGUCUUAACGAGGUAUUUUGAACUUGAAAAGUCUGGGUUGUUUCGUUGGUUGAUGCACUUUGGUGGGUUUAAAGAGAGGUUAUUGGCUGAUGAUCUUUUCCUGGCUAAAGUUUUUAUUGAGUGUGGUGUUGGGAUCUUCACCAAGACUGCAGCAGAAUAUAACAGGCGCAGAGAAAAUUUUUUCAACGAGCUGGAAAUAGUUUUUGCAGAUGUGGUCAUGGCCAUAAUUGCAGAUUUCAUGCUCGUUUAUCUUCCUGCUCCCACUGUCUCUCUUCGAUCAUCUGUGGCAGCAAGUGCUGGACCUAUCGCCAAGUUCUUCCACAACUGUCCAGAUAAUGCAUUUCAGGUUGCUCUUGCUGGAACUUCAUAUUCAUUUUUGCAUAGAUUAGGUGCCAUAGCGCGAAAUGGGGCAAAGCUGUUUGCAGUUGGUACCACUUCAUCACUGGUUGGUACAGCUGUGACAAAUGCUUUUAUUAAUGCACGGAAGACUGUCAAUAAUAAUGCUGCUGCUGAAGUUGAAAAUGUGCCCAUAUUUUCCACCAGUGCUGCCUAUGGUGUUUAUAUGGCAGUUUCUAGCAACCUCAGGUACCAAGUGUUGGCAGGUGUUAUUGAACAGCGGAUUUUGGAGCCCUUACUGCACAAGCACAAGCUCAUACUCAGUGCAGUUUGUUUCGCUGUCCGAACUGGCAACACAUACUUGGGUUCAUUAUUGUGGGUGGAUUAUGCUCGUUUGAUCGGAAUUCAAAAGGCUCACGAUGAGGAAAAGGCGUUGUCAGCUGUCAAUGAUGAGCUUUGAAGUCUCAAAGUUGUUGGUUUCAGAAAUGUAGGUAUAAGAUGUCAAUUGGAUUCAUGGGAAUUUAGAACCAUAUAAUAAGGUAUCUUGAGUAUACAUGUUGAAAAUUCGGAAUUAGUCUUGGUAAAGCUGGGUUGUAUAACAAAAUAAUUCCAUAAAUUUCUAUUUUUUGGCAAUUUGUUUCAAA